UCUUAAUGGGAGAUGGGUUACUAAAAUGUUUAACUGGAAUCCUUUAUAGGCAAUCUCUUAAAGAAGGAAUAUUCUUUUAUUAGUUUCUGGCCUUGCUCUUUUAAUUUUUGUUCUUGCUUUCACCAUCUUCAUCAUUGUCUUCUUAGCACCUGUGCACGGUUAGCAGGCCGUUAACAGACAAAACAGUAAGCAGAGUCAGGAAGGAGUAAAAUCCGAGAACUGGAAAGGAGCUCCUGCACACCUUGGCUUUGCCCUCUGUGGCUCCCCUGGACGCUGUGUUUAUAUUCUAUUUUUGGCUUGGCACUGGCAUCAUAGGGAUAAUCAGUUACUACACUUUGUUUACUAUGAAAAACAUUUCCUAAACUUCCACAUCAGCUCCAGUGCAAGAGUUAGAUAAUGACUUUAAGGCUUCUCUGCUUUCAAAUCUGCAAUGACGUUUCAUAUCUGAAGCCGUGUCAGUGGGCUUUGGAGUCAGAUGGUUUGGGGUUCAGAUUCCUGCUUUGACCCGCAGAUAGUAUUAAAAUGCUUUACAGUAGGGAUACUGUUUUCCUCAGGGAGCAUUUUUUAACAUUAAAUUGAGUAUAGCACCUGACAUAGAAGUUGCUCAAGAUAUUCGUUGCUUUUUAUUUCCCUUCCCCAUUAAAAGUGUAUUUACUUAAAUAAGAAAUAACUUGAACUUUAUAAUAUUAGUAUUGGGGAAAUUCUUUUGGGGGUGGUUAUUUUCAAUAAAAUGUCUUAUUAGGUAACCAUUGUGGUUACAUUACAGUUCACUUUAUGUUAAAACCAGGGGCUGCAGUGGUGGAGUAGAACCAAGUCGCAAUUACCUAGGUUUCUUGGUUACCCAAUUUAAGAAUAGUUUGUGGCAAAAGAAAUGAAAGGGAGUGUUACCUAAAUCUAAAGUUCCAAAGGCUGAAACGUGUUAGUUUCUUGGAAUGACAGUUCGUGAUGCAUUAACUUCCUCCAGUUUCUCAAUCCAUAGAAGCAAAUACCUUUAAUUCAGUGAUUGUGCAUUUCCUUUUAAUAAAACUCUUCUGGGCUGGUAAGGGAAGUAAUACAGUAACAAAUUCCUUUCCCUUUCCCUUGCUGUUUGUAUUCUGCUGGACUGUUGCCACUUCAGGCUCUGUGCACCUAUGUAGGUAAAAUGUGUCCCCCCCUCUGCCCCGCCCCCGAGGUUAAACACAACAGUAGAAAACCCAACAACCCAGAAACCUUUACAGGUGGAAAAGACUUUGGGAAGUUUUCUCUUACGCCUUUACCUCCCCAGUAUCUGGAAUAGAGCAGAAAAAUUAUGCCUGUGUUCCCUUGGGACUCAUUGGAAAUUGUACAGUGACAUCUUCUGGGAUUUAGUCUGGAGUGUGCAGACUGGUGCCUAAAAUGGAAGUAGAUGUUAAUGGAGAGGCCAGAAGUACCCUGAGCACCCUGCCCUUGCCCGUGGCUGAGGUGAGCUCCCCGGGGAAGGCAGAGGCCGAGAAGCCCCGCUGCUCCAGCACACCGUGCUCGCCGAUGCGCCGGACGGUCUCAGGCUACCAGAUCCUCCACAUGGACUCGAACUAUUUGGUUGGCUUCACUACUGGCGAGGAACUCCUGAAGUUGGCCCAGAAGUGCACAGGAGGUGAAGAGAGUAAGGGAGAAGCCGUGCCUUCCUUGCGCUCCAAACAGCUGGAUGCAGGACUUGCACGUUCCUCUCGUUUAUAUAAAACCAGAAGUAGGUACUACCAACCGUAUGAGAUUCCAGCUGUCAAUGGCAGGAGGCGAAGGCGGAUGCCCAGCUCAGGAGACAAGUGCACUAAAUCUUUACCUUAUGAACCUUAUAAGGCCCUCCAUGGGCCCCUGCCUCUUUGUCUUCUUAAAGGUAAGAGGGCUCACUCCAAAUCUCUGGACUACCUCAAUCUAGAUAAAAUGAGCAUCAAGGAGCCAGCUGACACAGAAGUGCUACAGUACCAGCUUCAGCACCUAACCCUCAGAGGGGACCGUGUGUUUGCUAGGAAUAACACAUGAAUGACCUGCGGAAUGUGUAAACCAGUUUAUGACAGCCUGCACUCGGCCAGAAAAAGCCCGCUGUUGGACUCUGUACAGGACUCUCCACAUUAUAGAUGGUUAUAUCUGCUAAGUGUUCCAGGAACAUAAAAAUUGUUCGGAUCAAAUUUGAAUACAGAAAUAAAAUCACAGGUACUUGGGGAGAAAUCAUUCUAGAGCACGCAACUACAAAGAAAACAGAAUGUUGACCAUUAGUUUGUAUAGCUUUUUAGCUAGGAAAAAAGGCUUGGUACGGUAAGAUCUUUAUGAUUCUCACGCUCGAAUUGGGAAUGCUAUCUGCUCGGUUGUUGCUGACAUGGUAUGAUUCAUUAGAAAUUCAUAUCUUAAGUACUCAAGUACUUCUUUAACCUCUGUAUUUUACUAUACAAUGUAUGUCAUGAUUUGUUUUAUGAAAUUUAGAACUUGAACAUUGCUGAAUUUUGGACCACUUUUUAUUUUUAAAUAUUGAGUUUAAAUAUUUUAUAACUGGUUUUGCACUGAAAAAAAAUAACAACUAACAUUUCCGAUUGACACAAGAGCAUAAGCUUUCUUCACUUGCCUCAAUAAUAUUAUUGAGCAAUGAAUUUUUUAUUUCCGCAUGGAAAGUUACUGAUCUCUAUGGCUGUAAAAUAUUUCUUUAUAGUGUUAUUAACAUGUCUUAAUAAAAUUAAAUUUGGGAUACAAAGUAUUUAUUUUACAAUAGGUGGGGGGUGGGGGAAGCUUUUCCAGAAAGUUUCCAAUGUGAAGUUUUCAUGAGUUGAAAAAGUUUCCUUUGGGCUUAUUUUCUAAUUUAAAAUUCAUCUGGAACUUUAAAAUGGAAAGGAUUCUUUUAAUUGUGGAUUAUAGGCAUAAUACUGUUUGCAUCUGAAUGUUCUGUAAGUGAAUGGAACUUUAAUAGAGGAACUCUUGAUUUCUACUAUCGAAUGCUUAAUCAAAGUAUGAAGUGAUACCAUUCAGCAUGGCAUCGGGUCAUCCCAGUUUUAGGUUUUUGCCGCGCAAGCACUCAUUGAAAUUCCAGUUUCUAGGAUUAGUGUAGGAGCCUAAAGUGCUCUGCAGAUUUAAUAGGUUAAACCUGGAUUACUUAACAAUUUAUGUCAAUUGCACUGGUUUAAUUGUUGCUAAAGAAAUACUGUCCUGGCUUUAGUAACAAAUACAGCUCAACUAUUCUUGAAUAUAUUUUGGGGAAAAAAAAUGUAUGUCACUUACCUUUUUUAAAAGUUUCUAUUUCUUUUUUGACUCUUAAAGGUGCAAUUUAUCACUGAAUUGGCAUUUCUGGCAGCAUAGACCUGCUUAUUUUAAAGUUUAUUUUGGGGGCUGUGAGUUUCUUGGGUGUUAGCACUCUUGCUUAUAAAGUAAGAACACCUUUUAAUUAAUGAAUGGGCCAUUCCUGGUGCCGUUGUGACUUUUCUUUAGCCGGAAUGAAUGGCAAACUAUUUAGAGCAGAAUAAGUAUUAGAAACCCCUAGGAACUCUUAAUCAACAUUUAUUAUGCUUUCACUGAGGCAGACCUUAUGAAAGAACCUUGGUGAAGUUGGCCCAUAGCUUACUGAGUUGAUCAAAUUUCUUGGUGGGCUGGAAAUUUUCAGCUGUUGAUACUUUAACGUAAAUUGCACCUUUGUAACAUAUUGACAAAUGGUCACUAAGAUUAACCAUCUCUAUACAGUCAUUAGUUUGACAAGAAAUAGAAUCCUGUCAGAUGCCAAAGAGUUGGGAUUUUUACGUUUAAUGAUUAGACAUCGUUAUUUAUUGAUGAUUUACCCUGUGGAACUGUAUUAUUUCUAACUAUGAAAUAAAAGGGUGAUGUAAACACA
This is a messenger RNA of Myotis daubentonii (Daubenton's bat), 3826 nucleotides long. RefSeq names its product macrophage immunometabolism regulator (gene MACIR). Lineage: Eukaryota; Metazoa; Chordata; Mammalia; Chiroptera; Vespertilionidae. Gene Ontology annotation, biological process: negative regulation of fibroblast migration; negative regulation of cytokine production involved in inflammatory response. The record is from RefSeq and is a predicted model, not a curated record.